Messenger RNA from Aspergillus wentii DTO 134E9, 8340 nucleotides. Its product is annotated as putative translational activator. The transcript is spliced from 10 exons. Gene Ontology annotation, biological process: regulation of translation; cellular response to amino acid starvation. The record is from RefSeq and is a predicted model, not a curated record. NCBI's taxonomy places the organism in Eukaryota, Fungi, Ascomycota, Eurotiomycetes, Eurotiales, Aspergillaceae. The coding region runs from base 79 to 8091 and encodes 2670 amino acids. Gene Ontology annotation, cellular component: cytosol. Gene Ontology annotation, molecular function: protein kinase regulator activity.
ACGUCGAAAACUUUUAUGACAACAUCGCGGGAAAGCCAUUCAGCGGAUCUCACGCCGACAUGCUCCAACUCACCUAACAUGGACGAAUUUCCAUGGGAACAGGUGAAAACAGGAGACCUGGAGAGCCUGAGUGUCGUUCUCUUUUCGAGUUCGACUUCUCGCAGAGUUCGUGCUCUCCAGGAACUCCGCGAUAAAGCUGGGGUUGAACUACCGCAAAACGCUCAUCAAGAUCUUAUUGAUAUUCUCUUCAAAACUAUUCCUCGCUAUGUCGAUCGGCCUUCCCGUGAAGCCGCUCAACAAUGCCUUCGCUCUCUCCUCAAGGCACCAGCCCCGACCGACGAUCUGAAAUACAUCAUUCAGAAGCUACAGGCGGAGACAUCUCGGUCUGGAUUUGCACCAACAUCUGCUUUCGUCCUGCUGGAAUGGUGCUCCGUUUUACUACAGGAUCUAAAGGAUGAUUCCAACACGCCAUUGUCAACUGUGCUGGACCUAAUCGUUGUGGAUGCGAAGGCAUUGGAUAUCUGCCUGGAUUCUUUUCCCAAGCCAGGAGUGAAGAUCUCCGCACUGAGGGUUACCAGACGUGCCCUGCGCGCAGCAUUUUCAUCGAAAACUUGGGGAGAUGAUGCUGUUCGCCAAUCUGUGGAUCGAUUGACCAGCGGCUCGACUUCCGGGCAGAGGAACGCACCGUUCCUCGGUGUGAUCUCCGGUGUUUGUGCACGUCUCCCAGCAAAAAAGCCUAUCUUGGAGGAGCAAAAGAAAUCCAUCAUUGCGUUCUACGUAAAGGAAUUGAUCGGUUCGAAAGCAGCGGUGCCAGCUCAUAUUGCAAAUGGCCUAUUUGACUUCUUCUACUCUUUUGUUUCCCAUGAGGAUCUGGUCUCUGAGCUCUUGCCACCCCUUGAAAAGGCCAUACUAAGAUCACCGGAGGUUGUUCUUGGUGGAUUGUUGCCAGCCCUUUCCUCUUCGUUGCCCGAGGAAAUGGAUCUUUCAGAAGUUCUGUGUUCUCGUCUCACGAAACAUCUCCUUUCAAGCAUGAAGUCAAGCAAUGCGGCUAUUAGACAGGGUGCUAUCCAGUCUUUCGAGUCACUUCUUUCCAGAUCCAAGGCCGAGAGCUGGCUCCUGAAAAUCACAAAUGAGAUUCUCGGCCCUCUGAAGACCCAGAAGAUCACCAACCCUGAGCAACGUGCUAUCUUUGCCCAAACACUCUCUGCGAUCUUGCCUUCUGCCGAUCUUUCGAAAGAAAUCGUUCAGGGCCUGAUCCCUGUUUUCUCGCGCGAAUCUAAUGAAGUUGCCCUAGAACAGGAGAUCAAAGCGUUCUGCAAACACCUUUCAUGCCUUGUUCAAUCUACCGUCAAGGUUAGCGAUGAUGUUGUCAACACUAUCGUCAAAGGGUCCUCCGAUAAAAGAGUUCCUUUCCGGAAGCUUUGGCAGCUCAGUGUUGGCGAGGUGCUUUGGAAUGCUGACUUCAAGGGUCAGCUAAGUCCUGAGGUAGAACCAUUUGUCACCAAGUUUAUGAAUAAGAUGAAGGACAUGUUUGACGAAGUUUCAUCCAAUCCUUUGCCAUCGGCACAAGGCGGUUCUCUAUCAACGGCUUACAUCUUUCUGGCAUUGUCUGAACGCCUGAAUUUGGACAAGACUGCCUGGGAGAACACAGUAGCUCAGUCAAUGAUGCUUCACCCUAAGCCAUCAUUUCUUGUUAACCCAAGAGCUUACUCAAAAUUAGCUUCUCAGGCGGAAGUGCAAUGGGCCGUCAGGGCGCUUGCCGCAGUUACAUCGGGAUCUAAUUUUGAGACUGUGGAAGAUGCAGCAAAGGUUGCUUGGGCUCAGGCUUUCAUAUACGCAAUUACUGCCCCCGGACUUCAGACAAGUUUCCGGGAAGAAUCAGCCAAAACUCUGUCUGAGGUGUAUCUUAAAAAACCAGGGACCAUGAGUCGCAUUUUCGUCGACGCCUUGUGGGCUUGGAUCCUGGCUUUCAGAACUGCAGAAAAGGAGUCCGCUCCUGUUUCUGCGGGCCCAGCAAGCGAAAAACUGCUUCACCUAGUCACAAGAGCGAUUUGCCCCCUGGAAUCAGUUUCGAAGAUGUCUGGCAAUACUACUUCUGAUCUGAAGAAUGAGCUUCUCGGUCUUCUUGUUCUCUGCCGACCAGAGUUGAUUCCCAAUGUUUCAUGGAUUGGUCUGUGUUUGAGAACAGGCACUGACCCAGGCAACCUUGUUCGUGAACUUCCCGGUGAAUGUAUGAAACAAUUGACCCGGGUACAAGAGGACUCCGUUCAAUCCAAGGUCCCCGCAGUCAACAACGCUGUGUGGAGUGCGGCGGCAGACCUGGCGUUCGUAGCACCCGACGUUAUGGUUCCUGAACUUGUCAAGCAGAUUCAAGAUGACAUGAAUGCCACAAGGUUGUCUAAAUUUACGCCAACCGAUGUUGCUAUCUCCCGCACUCCUGAAGGGACCAUGUUCGUCGAUGUUCUUAGCACUAAGUCCAAGCAACCAGUAUUUGAUAAGAAUACUAAAGACUAUGAUACUUUGAAGUGGGAGGAAGAGUUGCGAGCACAACUUGCCGAGAAGAAUGGUCAGAAACCAAAGAAACUCACUGGCGAAGAACAGGCAAAGGUCAAGACUCAACUCGCCAAGGAGUCCACUAUUCGCGCAGAAGUCUUGCAGGAGGUGAAAAGAAUCGAAAGGGGCGCCGGAAUCAUUCAAGGCCUUGCAACUGGCCCUGCUACCGAGGCAGAUGGCUGGAUUAACCCGGCAAUUACCUCUUUACUAUCCUUGGCGCAAGUAGGUGCUGGGUUGUUUGUUGGCGAUAUUAUCUCAAAAGCGUAUGUUGUUUGCGCUGAAAAGCUGUCAUCACGCCUGGGACCGCUUCGACCCUUUGUCGGAGUUGCAACGCUGCGGGCAAUUGGCAGAACCAAUCUACCUGCUGAAAUGGAAGCAGAGCCUCUGGGAGAGCUCGUGACAAGAAUCCUCUACCGCCUGCGUUUCGCAUCCGAGCAGCGCCCUCUUGAUGUUCCAUCAUUGGCCUAUGUUCUUCCCUUGCUCUUUUCAAUUCUUGACCGUAAUGGAAUAGAAGAAAAUAAGGCUGAAGGAGAGGGAGAGCAAGUUUUGCUCGCUCUUGAAGUCCUAUCUUUCCACUCGGGUUCAUUUUCCGAUUCACGUCUUCCUCGUAUUGAGGUUUUGGGCCAGAUCAUUUCGUCGAUGCAGAAAUACUCUCAGCACUAUAAGCUCAUCAAAGAUAUUCUGAACGAUUUCUGCAGAUGCAUCUCGCCAAACAUCAAAAAAGAGGAGCUGGAUAUGCUUUUGGAGGGAGCCAUCGUUUCUGAUGUUUCCGUUAGAACUUCAGUGUUGCAGGUUAUUUCGGCUGAAAUUGAUCUGACAGACCUCGAUUUCUCCGAGCACAUCUGGCUAGGUUACCACGAUCACGUGGAGGAAAACGCUGAGAUUGCCGAAGCGAUUUGGGAAGAAAAUGCAUUGGAGGUUGACGACACAUGCUACGAAAAGAUUAUCAAAUACCUCUCUUCCAAGGACUCACAGCUUCGUGGUGCAGCUGCUCGCGCGUUGGCGCAUGCGAUUGAGUUGAAUCCCUCAGUAUUUGGAGACAUCCUGUCGGAGCUGCAAUCGAAGUAUCAAAUUGAAGUCCAACCCAAGGAGCCCGAAAAGGACAAAUACGGAAUGCCUAAGAAGAUGGACACAACAGAUAACUGGGAUGGUCGAAGUGGCAUCGCCUUGGCUUUCAACGCCAUGACAAAUAUCUUCGAGGGCGAACAGAUCGUUUCUUUUCUCCGGUUUUUGAUUGAAAGAGGACCUCUUGUCGAUAGGAGUGGUACAGUCAGGGCUCAAAUGGCCGACAGUGGCAGAUCUGUUAUUGCUGCGCGCGGUCAACAAAAGGUUGAGGAGUUAAUGAAGCUCUUGGAAACCACGCUGGAGACAUCUGACAAGGCAACUGAAACAUCUGACCUGCUUAACGAAGCAGUGGUUGUUCUUUACGGAUCUCUAGCCCGUCACCUCAAGGCGGACGAUCCCCGUUUGCAGACCGUUAUCAAGAAGCUUCUCGCCACCCUUCCAACCCCCUCAGAGAGUGUUCAGUCUGCAGUUUCCGGCUGCCUUCCCCCUCUCAUCAGACUUUCUGCUUCCCAAAGCUCGGGCUACGUCCAAGAAAUGCUGGACCAGCUUUUACAAUCAAAGAAAUACGCUAUCCAGCGUGGCGCUGCUUACGGACUUGGUGGUAUCGUCAGCGGAAAGGGUAUCUCGACGUUGCGAGAAUUCCGAAUCAUGACACAUCUCAAAGCAGCCACAGAAAACAAGAGAGAGGCACACCAGAGGCAGGGAGCAUUGUUAGCGUACGAGCUUUUUGCAAUGAUCCUUGGGCGUACUUUCGAGCCAUACGUUAUCCAGAUAGUUCCACAGCUGCUCUCCGGUUUCGGAGACCCGAGUAUCGAUGUACGCGAUGCCUGUCUUGAUGCCGCGAAGGCUUGUUUCUCGAACCUUAGCUCUUAUGGAGUCAAGCAAAUUCUACCCACACUCCUUGAAGGUCUUGAUGACACACAAUGGCGCAGUCAGAAGGGAGCUUGCGAUCUCCUCGGUGCCAUGGCUUACCUCGACCCACAGCAGCUUGCGGCAAGUUUGCCUGCUAUCAUUCCGCCUCUUACAGUGGUUCUUAAUGAUACACAUAAGGAAGUGCGGAAUGCCGCAAAUCGCAGUCUUCAGCGAUUCGGUGAGGUCAUCAGCAACCCAGAAGUGAAGUCCUUGGUCGGCGUACUUCUGAAGGCUCUCAGCGAUCCGACGAAGCAUACAGACGAAGCUUUGGAUUCACUUAUCAAGGUCUCCUUCGUUCACUACUUGGAUGCUCCCUCUUUAGCGCUUGUUGUUCGUAUCCUCGAGCGUGGUCUUGUUGAUAGAUCGGCAACCAAACGAAAGUCUUCCCAGAUCAUUGGCAGCUUGGCUCAUCUUACCGAGCGCAAAGAUCUCAUUUCUCACUUGCCCAUCAUCGUUUCUGGUUUGCAACUAGCCAUUGUCGACCCCGUGCCCACGACUCGUGCUACCGCGUCCAAGGCUCUCGGUUCGCUUGUUGAGAAGCUUGGAGAAGAUGCCCUUCCCGACCUUAUUCCCAACCUUAUGUCUACACUCAAGUCUGACACUGGGGCUGGUGACAGAUUUGGGUCUGCCCAGGCUCUUUCGGAAGUCCUUGCAGGCUUGGGUACGACCAGGCUCGAGGAAACUCUGCCAACUAUUUUGCAGAAUGUGUCCAGCUCGAAACCUGCUGUUCGUGAAGGCUUCAUGACUCUCUUCAUCUUCCUUCCCGCGUGCUUCGGUAACAGCUUCGCAACAUACCUUAACAAGAUCAUUCCGCCAAUUCUUGCUGGAUUGGCAGAUGACAUUGAAUCGAUCCGCGAAACCUCUCUCCGUGCUGGUCGUCUGCUGGUCAAGAACUUCUCUUCGAAGGCUAUCGAUCUCCUUCUGCCAGAACUUGAGCGUGGUCUUGCGGAUGACAGUUACCGUAUCCGACUCAGCUCCGUUGAGCUGGUUGGUGAUCUUCUCUUCAGCAUCACAGGCAUCACAGCCAAGGCUGAUGGUGAAGAGGAAGAGGAGGAAGCGGCACAGGCCGGUCAAUCCUUGCUCGAAGUCCUUGGAGAAGAGAGAAGAGACAAGGUCUUAUCUGCUUUGUUCAUCUGUCGCUGCGAUACUUCGGGUCUUGUCAAGAGCGCAGCUAUGGCUGUGUGGAAAUCGCUUGUGGCCUCUCCUAAGACCCUCAAGGAUAUGGUGCCUAUUCUAUCCCAGCUCAUCAUCCGACGUCUUGGGUCUUCCAAUAUGGAGCACAAGGUCAUUGCUAGUAACGCGCUUGGUGACCUUAUCAAGAAGGCCGGUGAAUCGGUUCUCUCGACUCUGCUGCCUUCUCUCGAAGACGGUCUCCGAACCUCUCCGGAUGUGGAUGUCAAGCAAGGUAUUUGCAUUGCUCUACGAGAGCUCAUUACCUCUGCGUCCACGGAUGCCCUUGAGGAUUACGAGAAGGUUCUCAUCUCCACUGUCCGGGUUGCCUUGGUUGACAACGAUGAGGAUGUGCGUGAGGCUGCCGCAGAGGCAUUUGACGCACUGCAACAAAUCCUAGGCAAGAGGGCUGUCGACCAGGUUCUGCCCUACCUCCUACACCUUCUUAGGAAUGAUGAGGAUGCCGAGCAAGCCUUGUCAGCACUGUUGACACUCCUGACCGAACAAACUCGUGCCAAUAUCAUUCUUCCUAACCUUAUCCCAACGCUACUUACAUCUCCUAUUUCUGCAUUCAACGCCAGGGCACUUGCCUCUCUGGCGGAAGUGGCAGGAUCAGCCAUGUCACGCAAGCUACCACAAAUCCUGAACACUCUGAUGGACAACAUUAUCUCGACGACAGACGACGAACACCGUCUCGAAUUGAGCAAUGCCUUUGACACUGUCUUGGUAUCUGUUGAUGAAUUCGACGGUCUCAAUGUCGUGAUGAAUGUGAUGUUGACUCUCAUGAAGCAUGAUGACCAUAGACGCCGUGCCAACACGGCCAUGCAUUUGUCCAAAUUCUUUACUGACGCUGAAAUCGACUUCUCUCGUUACCAUCAAGAUCUGAUUCGUGUGCUGCUUAUCUCGUUCGAUGAUAGUGACAAGGAUGUCGUCAAGUCUGCUUGGACUGCAUUGAGCAAGCUCAUGUCUUCCAUGCGUAAGGAGGAGAUGGAAGUGUUGGUUAUUCCCUCUCGUCAAGCGUUGCGGCAAGUCGGAGUGCCUGGAGCGAACCUUCCAGGUUUCAGCUUGCCAAAGGGUAUCACUGCUAUCUUGCCGAUCUUUUUGCAAGGUCUUCUCAACGGCACUGUGGAUCAGCGUACACAAGCUGCUCUUGCAAUUGGUGACAUCAUUGACCGUACUGGCGCCGAUUCUUUGAAGCUGUUCGUCACUCAGAUUACUGGUCCAUUGAUCAGAGUUGUUUCGGAGCGGUCUGUGGAUAUCAAAUGUGCCAUCUUCCUCACGCUCAAUAAACUUCUGGAGAAGAUUCCGCUCGCUGUCAAGCCUUUCCUGCCUCAGCUUCAGCGCACAUUUGCGCGAGGCUUGGCAGAUACAUCCAGUGAGACUCUUCGUAACAGAGCUGCUAAGGGUCUUGGAAUCUUGAUCACCUUGACUCCAAGGGUUGAUCCCCUCAUUGCAGAGCUUAUUGCUGGAUCGAAGACAGCCGAUAUCGGCGUGAAGAAUGCUAUGAUGAAGGCCCUUCAAGAAGUGGUUGGUAAGGCCGGUGGUAACAUGAGCGAGGCCUCAAAGAACGCCAUCCUCGGUCUCAUCGACGACGAUGCUAGUGACCAGACCGAUACUGUGGCUAUUACCAAUGCCAAAUUGCUCGGUGCGCUUGUGAAGGUUCUUCCUGCAGCGACUGCAGGCCCGCUUAUCAAAAACCGCGCUCUCACAACGCAUUUCACGCACGCAUCAAUCCUUGGGCUCAACUCCUUGCUUGUCGAGUCACCAUCUUCUUUGACUGAACAUUUCGAGGCUGAAACGCACUCCAUCAUAUGCCAGGGUAUUUCUAACAAGGAUCCCUUUAUUGCCGACAACAGCGUCCUCGCGGCAGGAAAGUAUCUUCUGACGGAAAAUGAAGGCCGUGGCUUUGAGGCCAGCAAGGCUAUAUUUGAGGCCUUAUCGGCUUGUAUUUCACCAGGCACGCCAUCUGACACCCGUCGCUUGGCUUUGGUGGUCGUGCGAACUGUCAGCCGCCUUCAUCCCGAAAUGACUCGUCCCCAUCUUGCUUUGCUUGCACCACCAAUCUUCGCCAGCGUUCGUGACAUGGUGAUCCCUGUUAAGUUGGCAGCAGAAGCAGCUUUCUUGGGAAUAUUCUCCGUAGUUGAGUCUGAGGGUGCCGUUUUCGAGAAGUAUAUGGCUGGACCUGGUGCGGAGCUUCCACCUGGACCGAAGCGGAGCAUGUCCGAUUACUUCAAGCGUGUUGCGAUCCGUCUUGCCAACCAGGCCAGAGAACGAAGGGAAGCCGAAGGUGGACAAGGAGGAUUGGGUCUAUCCAAUGACGAGGUUGAUGAUGAGAAGGAAUUGUGGAGUAUUGGAAAGGUCGAUCUUGGAGAAGGUUCAUUCGAGGAGUGAUUAUUGUUCUGCAUGAGCUAGAUCUAUACUACCUCUUUUCCACUUGUGUAUAUCUUUUCUAUACAAAAAGUCCGUUUUCAUGAUAUGUUGAAUUAAUUUCACGUUCCUUUUGUUUACAUCACCAAUGAACAUAUGACAUUCUUAGAUGUUUCUAUGUCAUUAUCCCCAGGCGAUCAUGACGAUGACGCGAUGCCCUAGACCUAUGGAGAUCAUGUGACAUUGGAAGUAAGCGAAAGCAUCAAACAGCUA